AUGCUUGUUUCUGGUAGAAGGACCUAUGAGUUGAUUUCAACCGCUCCAAGGUUUAUUAAACUUAGUGUUCGUCAGAAGUCGGCAAAAUUUAAACGGAAAGUCGCUCGUUCUCUUCCACUCAAAUCACCGACUGCUCUCGCCUUGGAUCAUUUUGAUUUUUACUAUGGUCCUUUGUUCGGAAAGCAGUGGCCAUCUGUUCGUUUGGGAUUACUAUCACCGCAUAAGUAUAUAGCUGUUGCCAACAUCUUUUCUUCGUCGCCAGAUAUAAACGAAGCUAUUCUCCGUGAACGUGGUGCGUUCAAUCUCCUCGACCAGUUACUCUCGGUGAAAACAUCACCACUGACUGAGACAGCAUCUAGGGAGCCUGACGGAAAUGAUGAAGAAAAGAGGCAAAGUUUUAAAGCAGAAGACUCGCCUAAGCUAGUGCUAGAAGUAGAUGAGACGCCUCGUGAUGAAUCUGGUCUGAACGAAUUUAGACCGUCCACGAAAACCUUUACCUUAGGUGAGCUAAAAAGUGGUGAGCACAGAAAACGUCGUGAUAUAACAAUUACUGGUUUUGAAGGGCAAGGUCUUGUAGUACCAAAAGAAAAUCACCGUAUUAAUUACCCAGAGAAUUUAAAACUCUAUGUUUAUCCUCGUGGAGAUUUGACAGAUUUCCCAUCACCAGAUAAGGAUACAACUGGGGUUCCUACUUGGUGGUUGCUUGAUGGCGGAUCAAUAGUGCCUGUCCUAGCUUUAAAUUUAGAAAAGGGUGAAACUUUGUUGGAUAUGUGUGCAGCCCCUGGAGGAAAAAGUUUACUAGCAGCUCAGACUUUGCUACUAGAUAAACUGGUAUGCAAUGACGCAAAAAUGUCUCGCCUUGGGCAGUUACGCAGAGCUUUGGCUUCAUUCAUUCCGAGCGUUACUGGGAUGGCUGACAGAAUAAUCUUGAAACGAAAAGACGCCGCCGAUUUGACUGCAUGGAACGAGCUAGAAGCAUACGAUAAGGUUUUAGUCGAUGCACCUUGUACAACUGAUCGACUCUCACUAAGCGUAGAUGAGAACAACAUUUUCUCUGUGAAUAUGACUACAGAGCGACUGAAUCUUCCGAUUUUGCAGACGAAACUUUUAAUAAAUGGUUUACGUUCGCUGAAGGUUGGUGGUUCACUUGUUUAUUCCACUUGUGCCUUAUCGCCUGUUCAAAAUGAAGUAGUCGUUGAAAAUGCAAUUGCUAUUGCUGCGGAAAGAUUUGAUAUAAAAGCAGUGGAGUUGUCUCUGGAUGAGCUGGUAGUAGACUUGUCUCGGUUACGUUUAUACAAAAUCAACAGAUGCAAAUUAGGUUUUCUUGUUGUACCUUUUUUGCCGUCUAACUUUGGUCCUAUGUAUUUUUGUAAACUUAAAAGAGUUAUUUAG
Messenger RNA from Enterobius vermicularis (human pinworm), 1392 nucleotides. The record is from the annotation of a GenBank genome assembly. Lineage: Eukaryota; Metazoa; Nematoda; Chromadorea; Rhabditida; Oxyuridae.